Amaranthus tricolor (Joseph's coat) is the source of this 2235-nucleotide messenger RNA. RefSeq names its product heavy metal-associated isoprenylated plant protein 41-like. Gene Ontology annotation, molecular function: rRNA (uridine-N3-)-methyltransferase activity. NCBI's taxonomy places the organism in Eukaryota, Viridiplantae, Streptophyta, Magnoliopsida, Caryophyllales, Amaranthaceae. The coding region runs from base 462 to 1667 and encodes 401 amino acids. The transcript has 4 exons. The record is from RefSeq and is a predicted model, not a curated record. Gene Ontology annotation, biological process: rRNA base methylation. Gene Ontology annotation, cellular component: cytoplasm.
ACUUAGAUAAUACGUCGUCGUUCCCCGAUUUAUCUUUGCAUUAAACUAUAGCUUUUCCACAUUUGCAGAAAAAACUGGGCAAUACCAAGUCCAACUGUCAAAUUCAGGUGAGUUUUCUUUUCUUGAUCGUACUUUCUUCUUUUCAUAUGGUUUCCAUUUCAUGAUUUAUAAUCCUUUAAUAUCGAGUGUUAUACAUCAUGAAUUGCUGGUAUUAUUUGCAACUAUUUCUAUUAACAAAUUUCUAUUGUUGUUUUUGUCUUCAUUCAAUUUAGAUAUUGAAUUACUGUCAUUUGCCAUAUCAUGUAAUAAUAUGCGAAGUAGUAUCUUCUAGUUUUUUGAAGUAAAAAGAUUAUUGUUCUUUUAAUUAUUGAGUAGACCAAGGGAAGAUCAAGGUUAGGCAAGAAUCGAACCCAAGAUUUUAACGGGAAAGUGAUAUUAAAAGCGAUGAUUCUUCAAAAGAAAUGAAUAAACAAAUGUUAUGUAUAAACAAUCAAGAGGAUGAAGAUAUCGAGAAUUGGGUGAAUUACAGUUAUACAUCCUUUCAUCAAAUACUGCUUGUGGGUGAAGGAGACUUCUCUUUUUCAUUGUCUUUGGCUCACAAUUUGGGUUCUGCCUCCAAUAUUGUUGCUACUUCUCUUGACUCUUAUGGUUCUUUAACAAAGAAGUACAAGAAAGCAAGAUCAAACUUGGUUAAGCUGCAGAAGCUAGGAGCCUUCCUUUUACACGAGGUCGAUGCAACUAAAAUGAAGCUUCACACUGAUCUCAAGAUGAGGAAGUUUGAUCGCAUUAUCUUCAACUUUCCUCAUGCCGGCUUUCAUGGAAGGGAAGAUAAUCCGCUUAUUAUUAAAAAGCAUAGGAGGCUUGUGCAUGACUUUUUCCACAAUGCAAGGGGUAUGCUGCGACUUAAUGGUGAAAUUCAUGUUAACCAUAAAACAUCGGCCCCAUUUUGUAACUGGAAUCUCGAGGAGCUUGCUUCUCAGAACUCGCUUGUACUUUUUGACUGUGUACCCUUUCGUAUUGAGAACUAUCCGGGUUAUAACAACAAGAGAGGGGAUAGCUGGAGGUGUGACGAGCCUUUUCCUUUGGGAGAAUGCAGCACUUUCAAAUUCAUUUUCUCACCUGGGUCUAGAGAUAGGCACAGGUCGGGUUGGCAUGCAAGUGGCUUGGGCAUGGCGCGGCAUGAUACACAAAGCUAUGGGUUAGGGCUGUGGCAGGGACAAGAUGUUUUGAAUUUGGUACGGCGUGUGCUUUGUGCCAGGCAGCCCACUUUUUCGCAUGAAAACAUGACCCGCCAGACAUGGCGCGUUCCGACACAAAACACAGAACAUCCUGCCCCAACCUACCGGCCUGUUCAAACACUGCCUGACUUUCCGACACAAAGCACAGCGCAUCUUGGCCCUCCCUUCCGGCCUGUUCAAACACUGCCUGAUGUCUCGACACAAAACGCAGCACAUCCCACCCCACCCUACAGGAUGUUCCGAUACAAAUCACAGCACACCCUGUCACACAUUACAGUCUCUCUCAAAUACGGCCUGAUUUCCCGACACGAAACACAGCACAUCCCACCGCACACUACAGUCUCUCCCAGAUGCGGUCUGAUGUUCCAACACAAAACCAGCAAAUCCCCUCCCACGUCACUGUCUCACUCAAACACGGCCUGCAGCUAGCACAGCAUAGCCAUUCCCACCUUUACCCGGCUCUAAGAUGUUGAGAAAUUGGACUCUGCCACAAGAACAGAAUCCUGCUAGUACCACUAUUGGCUCCCUCUCCAGGUUCCUUUCGGAAUAUUUCUCAUGUGGAGGAGACAUCAGGCCUUCCUAAUUAAAGAAGAGUAAGUCGAAGCCGAAGCUAUGAUAAAUUUGUUAACAUGGGCUUAUGAAAGACUUUUGGUUUUCUUCAUCCAUUUUCUAUAGGAGCUUCAUUGCUUGCGUCUUACAUCAGAGUUUAAAUGGUAUGCCUCAUUGUUGUUGCUUCUGACUUCUUACUGGUGCCAACAUGGGAACUAGGCAUGUUGUGCAUAUGAAUCAAUCAAUGUUUUAAUGAAGAAAAAAUAGGUGUAGCUAGGAUUUUGGAAAGCUUAGGUUAUGUUGAUUGAUUUUUCUGUGUUGUGCUUGGAUUUUGUGAAGAAAGUUAUGAAACUACUUAAACAUGUCUGUUAUUUGACCCUAUAUCAAAUCAUUUACCAUCUCUUAUAGUGUUUCACCAUUUUUGAUUAUUCAUGCGGAAAAUGUUUAA